This is a messenger RNA of Lathyrus oleraceus (garden pea), 486 nucleotides long. RefSeq lists its product as uncharacterized. The transcript has a single exon. Bases 1 to 486 code for a protein of 161 amino acids. Gene Ontology annotation, molecular function: zinc ion binding; nucleic acid binding. The record is from RefSeq and is a predicted model, not a curated record. Lineage: Eukaryota; Viridiplantae; Streptophyta; Magnoliopsida; Fabales; Fabaceae.
AUGAAGUGUUAUAACUGUCAAAGGUUUGGGCAUUUUUCGAGAGAAUGUCGCUUAAAACGCAAGGAAAAUGAUGCGGAUGAGGCUAAGGUAGCUAGGCAAGAAACGGAUGAUGAAAAUACGCUUCUUGUGGUGAUUACGGAGGAGAAUAAUGGCAUGGACAACAGUAGAAAGUUGUUGGACAACAACUACUGCAGUACCGAAAAAGUGCAGAAAACGCGUUCGGAGAAAAACGCAUUGGUAACGGUUCGAGAUGGAGUUCAAGGUAGUGAUGAGUGGUACUUGGAUUUUGGUUGUUCGACUCAUAUGACUGGUAGAAAGGAUUGGUUCGUGAAGAUCAAUCAAGCCACGCGAAGUAGAGUGAGAUUCGCAGAUAACACGACUUUAGCGGCUGACGGUGUCGGUGAUGUUUUAAUCAUGAGAAGGGAUGGUGGUCAUUCCUUGAUCAAAGAUGUAUUGUAUAUUCUUGGAAUCAAAUGUAAUCUUUAA